UCUCCUUCCAUUGAUAAGGAACUUAAGCAGCUCUGUCAAACGCUGCAAUGAUCACAGUGACCCAGUGAACAAUCUCCUUGGGAAUGCCAAGCUCUUUUGAUUAUGUUCUGUAUCGCAAGGAAACACAAAACAAAUAAAGCACGAGUUGGGAGGAAGCAGUCGAAUUGAAUAAUAGUGUCGCCACUCCAACUGUGGUGUGGGUUACAAAAACUUCCUCCCUUUGUAUUUGUGUUUUGGAAAAGCUUUGAGCUGCUGAUUAAGAGAAUAUUCUAUUUUUUUGUUGUUGACCAGCAGCCCUGAAUUACAAAAGAAGCACUCAAAAAAAGAAGGUAAUGUGUCGGGAAUGGCCAGAUUAGCGAUAAAAAUCCAGCGGUAUUUCCGACGGAGGCCAGUCCGAUUUUUCACCUUCAUAAUCAUUUACCUCAUGGCUGGCAGCUUGAUGUUUCUGCACUCAGGGUUUGUGGGGGACAGUGCCAUCACAGGCCAGGCCUCGUACCCCAGCGACGGCACGGUGAGCGGACCCCUGGGUGGCUCCGUGGCCACAGGCGGUCUCCAGCAGUUUGCCUUCCUACCCUUUGCCAGGGGCUACAGGGAAUUGGUGGAGAAGGAGUCCCCACCGUUGCCACGGAGAUAUGGCCCACCAUGGCUGAAACCGGUCUCGCAAGACUCCGCUGACAAGUUGAGAUCCGUGGAGCAUGUUCGGAGUUGGAGCAGGGCCCUGAAGGGGAAGAUGUCGAGAGACCAGGAAGAAAACAGAGCCAAAUAUAUCGGUUGUUAUUUUGAUAACACCAAGCAGAGAGCCUUGAGGGGAACAGCAUUCUUUGACUACAGAAAGAUGACAGUAUUUCGUUGCCAGGACAACUGUGCUGAAAGGGGCUAUCAAUACGCAGGCCUGGAGUUUGGAGCAGAGUGUUAUUGUGGACAUAAGAUACAGGCCCGGAACACGAGCGACUCCGAGUGCAGCAUGGAGUGUAAAGGUGAGAAGAGCAACAUGUGCGGAGGGCCCAACCGUCUGUCUGUCUACCACCUGGAGCUCACCCGAGAAUCCGCUAGACGCUAUGGGAGUGCUGUGUUCCGAGGAUGCUUUAAAAGGCCUGAGAAUAUUUCCCUUGCCCUGCCAGCAGGCAACGUCUUGUUGAACAUGUCUGUGGAUAAGUGUGUGGAUUUCUGCACUGAGAAGGAAUACACCCUGGCUGUGUUGGCAGGAGCAACGUGUCGCUGUGGAUUUCCCACUAUGCACUUCACACUCCACGAGCCCGAGGAUGAACAACUGUGUGCUCAGAAAUGUGCUGGGGAGGAGUAUGAAAACUGUGGGAAUGAUCAUUACUUCGUUGUUUAUCAAACGCAAGUACAAGAUAACCGCUGCAUGGACAGACGUUUCCUGCCUGCCCGCUCCAAACGCCUUGUGGCUUUGGCCAGUUUUCCAGGAGCGGGGAACACAUGGGGCCGUCACCUCAUGGAGCUCACCACCGGCUACUACACCGGCAGUUACUACUUUGACGGCUCACUCUACAACAAAGGUUUUAAGGGAGAAAGAGACCAUUGGAAAAGUGGGCGGUCCGUUUGUAUAAAAACACAUGAGAGUGGCAAAAAGGAAAUUGAAUCUUUUGACGCUGCAAUCCUGCUCAUCCGAAACCCGUAUAAAGCACUAAUGGCUGAAUUUAACCGGAAAUAUGGAGGACAUGUUGGCUUUGCAUCUGAAGCUCACUGGCGGGGGAAAGAGUGGCCAGAGUUUGUGAAGAACUAUGCACCUUGGUGGGCAUCCCACACACUGGACUGGCUGAAGUACGGCAGGAAAGUCCUGGUGGUUCAUUAUGAAGAUUUGAAACGUGAUCUCUUCAACCAGCUGAAGAAAAUGGUGUCCGUGCUGGGCCUCGACGUCUCUGAUGACCGGCUACUUUGCGUUGAAAGCCAAAAGGACGGCAAUUUCAAACGCUCUGGCCUUCGCAAACUGGAAUAUGAUCCCUACACACCCGAGAUGAGGAAGAUGAUUGAUGCUUUCAUCAAAACUGUUGACACGGCUCUCAAACUGAGAAACCUGACUGGUGUCCCUGAGGACUAUGCCCCCAGAUGAUUUUGUCAGUAAAUGCUUUCAAAACAUGGCUGUAUCUCCUUUCCCUUUCCCUGGCCAGGACUCCUCUCCACCCAGUGGGUGGCUUCUUUUUUGAUACUCUGCAGCUAUUAGCUUUCCAAGUGCAUCAACUGUCUAGAGUAAAGGUCACCAAAUGCGGCUGGGGUUAGUAACCUUUUAGUGUAGACUUGCUAGCAGACAAUCUUUAGCAAGUGGGGUGUCACGAGUAAGGGACAAUGACUGGUAUGGAAUCCAUGCAACUUUUUUAAUGGGAGUUUGACAAACAGGCUCUUUGAAACUGAACAAUACUCUUAGUUAUCGUUUUGUUUCAGCUAAGGAGUGGUGCUGCCUACCUACAGAGGGAAGGGAUUAUCUGGGAAUAAUCUCUGACGAAUCUGGUCCUCUGCACCGAAUUGGAGUGAAACUGGGGUAAUUGAGUUGGCAGCUAAAGUCUUCUUGUUUACAUAGAGGAGAGCGGAGGAGAGGGUUGGAGAGUUGGAGAGAAACAUUUCAACAGCAUUUCACACCUCGCUGACAUAGCAAUAGGUAGGACGAUACUGAUGUGCACCCUUUGGUUUGUCAAGAUGACUGCACAAUCCAUUCCUACUUCAGUGAGAGUUGACCAGUGAAAAUGAAGGAUGAUGUCUUGGACUGGGAAGUAGGCCUGAAAGUAUUGUACCAAUAAGAAUGAGCAGCAACAUGAUAGCUACCAGUAAGUUAACCAUACACACAGAGUUUGCAAAGAUCACAUGAGCUGCCUGAAACAAUAAAUUGCUCCUAGCUAUCCAA
This is a messenger RNA of Hemiscyllium ocellatum (epaulette shark), 2860 nucleotides long. It is a transcript of the gene wscd2, whose product is annotated as WSC domain containing 2. The transcript has 8 exons. Lineage: Eukaryota; Metazoa; Chordata; Chondrichthyes; Orectolobiformes; Hemiscylliidae. The record is from RefSeq and is a predicted model, not a curated record. Bases 344 to 2074 code for a protein of 576 amino acids. Gene Ontology annotation, molecular function: sulfotransferase activity.